Messenger RNA from Ogataea polymorpha, 1790 nucleotides. RefSeq lists its product as uncharacterized. The transcript has a single exon. Gene Ontology annotation, cellular component: ribosome; mitochondrial large ribosomal subunit. The record is from RefSeq and is a predicted model, not a curated record. Lineage: Eukaryota; Fungi; Ascomycota; Pichiomycetes; Pichiales; Pichiaceae. Bases 67 to 807 code for a protein of 246 amino acids. Gene Ontology annotation, biological process: translation. Gene Ontology annotation, molecular function: structural constituent of ribosome.
AUUCUUAGGCGGCUGAACUCGACGGCUGCGCUGCCGGCCGUGUCGAAAAGACAGCUGAUUUCGCCGAUGGCUGUUCCAGCCCUCAAAAGUGUGGCUCCGCUCCCCUUCAAGAGCCCAGAGGCCAAACGACUGCGUAAAAGACUCCUCGACAGACCGGGUCUGAUUGGCGUCAAGCGCGGCAUGACGCAGUUCUACAACAGAAACGGAGACCGUGUUCCUGCCACAGUUUUGGAAAUUGAUCAGGUGGAGGUGGUUUACAACAAGACUCUCAACAAAAACGGCUACUAUGCUGUGCAGGUUGGAUAUGGACACAAGCUAAAAAACCAGACAAAGGCCAUGUUGGGACACUAUAGAAACGCCAAGGUCUCUCCCAAAGAGGUCCUGUUUGAAUUUGAGGUCAAGGAUGAGAACGGCCUUGUUCCCGUUGGCUCGCAGCUGAAAGCCGAUCAUUUCAAGCCAGGACAGUUUGUGGACGUUAUUUCGAAAACCAAAGGUAAAGGGUUUGCUGGUGUGAUGAAAAGAUGGAACUUUUCGGGUCUUCCGGCAUCCCACGGUACGUCUCUGGCCCAUAGAAGCGCUGGUUCCACCGGUAUGAACACCACGCCUGCCAGAGUGCUGCCGGGCAAGAAGAUGGCUGGACAUCUGGGAGACGAGUGGAACACGAUAUUCAACCUCGAGGUUUUGGACGUGAAUGCCGAAAAGGGAUACAUACUCGUCAAGGGAUGUGUUUCUGGCUCGAACGGUUCGUACGUUCAGAUUAGAGACGCUCUGAAGAGGUAUGGUUCGCAUAUAUUGCAGGAUAAAUAGCUAUCAAAUCGAUGUACAUAUCAGAUCAAAAACUCUGUAUUUUUCUCCACCACCGCGUUCACAACCGACACCGGAUAUGCUGGGCCGUGUCCGUGGCACACUUCGGAGCCUCUGAGCUGGCUGAUAAUUCCUGGAAUGUCCAGGUUUAUAUCCUUUUCGGACGCUAUUUCGUUCAGAUAGUCCCACACAGCAGCCACGGUAAGCACUUUUUCGUUGUUGUGGUUGUACGCCUGGAUGCUAUACGGAACGCCGUCCACCAUCGAGUGCGGGACUCCGGCGGGAGGCGCUUCAGGGGCCGACGUCCGCACGUCCACCACCGACUUGAUGAAAUCUUCUCUGGUCUGAGGAAAAUCGUAUUGCCCCCGCGUCGACGAGUGGCCUUUCGGUAACGCUGGUUUCUCCAUUUUCUGGAGCAUCUCAUUUUCGAUGCCCAGCAGCGUGUUUUUCUGUUUCAGCUGCUCGAUCUCCUGAAGAAGUCGCUGUCUUUCGCUUUCCGACUGGCUCAAUUUAGCGGAGAGCUCUUUGAGCUUGAUUUCCUUGCGCUCCCGGAAGGCUCUCUGCGCGGCGCGGUUUUGGGCCUUGCGCUUCUCUGCCAAAAGCGCCUCCUCAGACAGCGGUCUGUUCGUAUUCGAGGACUCGCUGCUAGCGGAUGAGCCCAGUCGCUUGGACUUCUUGGUGGUACCCGAGAACACUUCCUGCCAGAGUCCGUCACCUACGUCUUUUCGGAUCGACUCCUCCGCCUUGUUGCAGGUGUCCGCAAACAUCCGAUUUUGCUCCUUGUUCAAGGGAGAGACGUACCCGUGGAGGGUCCCGUUAUUCUGGAAUUGCUGCUGCUGCAAAAUCUCUCUGUCCAGCACCUGGGGGCUCUUAUACUCUGUCUGGUCGGUGCUACCCCGCGACAGGGGCGUUGGAAAAGACUCGUGCGCAUCGAUGUUUUCGGAAAGCUGGUACUGGCUCCAAUACUGUGGGGUGCCUGAGUCGAC